AUGCUGUACAGGGAAAGUGCUGUUGCGAGUUCGUAUCGAGUAUCAUCGGUAUCUUUCUCUGUUCCAGGUAACGACCGUGCCGGACGAGGGCGAAAACAGCUUUAAAAUGCCCAGGGCUUCCGUGGUACACAUGACGUCGACGGCGACGAGACCUCAGCACAUGUCGCAGGUGUUAGCUACCCUGGCGCUAUCGAUGGGGACGCUGUCCUCCGGCCUGGCGAAGGGUUACACGUCGCCGGCCUUGGACUCCAUUCUGGACAACCAACCCCUUCACCAUUACCAAUCUUCGAACAACACCUGGUCGGCUUUCUCGGUGACGCAACAAGAAGCAUCGUGGGUAGCGUCUCUGUCGAUGCUGGGCGCGUGGUUCGGCGCUAUGAUUGGCGACUGGAUAAUGAGAAGAGGGCGUCGAUUGGCGCUCCGCGCGACAUCGUUGCCUCUGGCUGCGGUUUGGAUCUUCACCGGGAUCGCGCAUAAUGUAGAACUGGUUUACGUCACCAGCUUCAUCGGAGGCCUUUGCUGUUCGGUCAUCACCAUGGUUGCCCAGGUGUACAUAUCAGAAAUCUCGAUGCCGGGUAUCAGAGGCUGCCUAUCGGCGAUGCUAAAGGUGCUCGGUCACGUCGGCGUGUUAUUGUCGUACAUAGCGGGCACGUACAUGAACUGGCGGCAAAGUGCGCUGCUGGUAGCAGUAGCGCCGUCGAUGCUCUUUUUGGGUACUCUCUUUAUACCCGAGACGCCUUCGUACCUCGUUCUGAAUGGCAAAGACGAUGAGGCUGCCAACAGUCUGCAGUGGCUGCGCGGCGAUCACGUCGAUAUACGACACGAACUCCAGGUGAUCAAGACGAACAUUCUGGCCUCGAGGGCGAAGCAGUACGAGCUGACGUUCAAGAACAGCAUGUUCACGCCGCGAUUGUACAAGCCAAUUGCCAUAACGUGCGGUCUGAUGUUCUUCCAAAGGUUUUCCGGGGCAAACGCGUUUAAUUACUACGCGGUCAUUAUAUUCCGACAGACACUGGGCGGCAUGAACCCUCACGGAGCGACCAUCGCGAUCGGGUUCGUGCAACUGUUGGCUUCUCUGCUAUCAGGAUUCCUGAUCGAUAUCGUGGGCCGACUGCCGCUUCUGAUAGCAAGCACCGUGUUCAUGUCAUUGGCGUUGGCAGGUUUCGGCAGCUAUGCCUACUAUAUGUCACAGACGCAAAAUCUGGGCAAUCCAGACAACGCGGUUGUCGGCCAGCACGACUGGAUACCGUUGCUCUGCGUGCUCGUCUUCACGACAGCUCUGGCUCUGGGCAUAUCGCCAAUUUCGUGGUUAUUGAUUGGCGAGCUCUUCCCCCUGGAGUAUCGCGGCCUCGGUUCGAGCAUCAGCACCAGCUUUAGCUACUUCUGCGCGUUCGUUGGGAUUAAACUCUUCAUGGACUUUCAGCAGACGUUCGGGCUGCACGGGGCCUUUUGGUUCUACGCGGCAGUGGCGGUGUGCGGCUUGUGUUUCGUGGUCUGUUGCGUCCCAGAAACGAAAGGGAAACAACUGGACGAGAUGAACCCAGAGUACGCGCAAGCUCGGUAGUAUAAGGCCUCGCUGACAGGAGGCCUGUCGAAUCUGGAGAAGACCAACAAGCCCCUACCAGGGGGGGCUUAUCCCAAUCAACACGAUCCACGGGAUCUGUACAACGCAAAUCCAGGUAUCGACGUUCCGACCACGUCCUGUCAGACGUCAGACAACAGAUGCAGUCAUCGAAAGUUAUCGGACUACUGCAACAUCUUCGCGGAAAAGACGAACAGGAUAGGGAGGAACGUCGAGAGCUUCAUACAUUCCCGUGGAUUCUUCACGGGUCGUCGUUCCACCGACGAGAGUUCCAGAAGCAACUUGACGACCCACAGAAGCAACGGUGACGUGAUCAGAGCCGAUUAUCGGUUACCCGGUCGACCGAUAGAAAGGAACGAGGCUCGCCAGGAGAAUCGUCAGCGUUGCGGACGAACCGAGAGGAGCCAUCGUGAACGAUACUCGAACGUUUAUCCGCAAGAGAGGAUCGUUGACGCGAGUCGCGUCGAUCGCGAUGCGGAGAUGCUACCCAGAAGAGACAGAAGGCGCGAUUACGCGGCUACGUACGAAGACAGGCAC
Colletes gigas is the source of this 2119-nucleotide messenger RNA. RefSeq names its product facilitated trehalose transporter Tret1-2 homolog. Lineage: Eukaryota; Metazoa; Arthropoda; Insecta; Hymenoptera; Colletidae. Gene Ontology annotation, biological process: transmembrane transport. The coding region runs from base 107 to 1564 and encodes 485 amino acids. The record is from RefSeq and is a predicted model, not a curated record. Gene Ontology annotation, cellular component: membrane. Gene Ontology annotation, molecular function: transmembrane transporter activity. The transcript has 7 exons.